GUGUAAGUAUACCCAAAUCUUGCUUGUAAGAGAUAACAACUUGAUAAAGUAUAUUUUUCAUCCUCAACCGUAUCAGAAAUAUAAUAUUCACGAAGACUUGCAGUAAAUUAUUUUUGGCUAAAAUUUAUUGCAAACCAAGUAGAACGGCUAUUCGCAUGGGAGUGAAGGGUGUAACCGCUGCAUUAUUUUCUGCAAGAACUUUUAUUAACUACCGCAGAAUGAGCAUCGAUAUUGGAGGUAUGCGCAUUAGAUAUAAGGACAAGAGUGAAACAUUUUUGGAGUCACAUCUUGUUUCCAAAGAACCAUUUGGCCAAUUCAAGGCAUGGUUUGAAGAGGCAUGCACAAGAAAAGAAAUCCUGGAGCCUAAUGCAAUGUGCCUAGCAACAGCUACAAAGGAUGGAUACCCUUCAGCAAGAUUUGUUUUAUUAAAAGGGUAUGGCAAGGAAGGUUUCAAGUUUUUUACUAACUAUGGAAGUAGAAAGGCCAGGGAAAUGGAAGCCAAUAACAAUGUUGCUGCUACAUUUUACUGGGAAAUACUGAACAGAUCGGUCAGGAUCGAAGGCUAUGUUGAAAAACUGAGUCAGGAAGAGUCAGAAAAAUAUUUUCACUCUAGACCAGUUCCUAGCCAGAUAGCCGCGUGUGCCAGCUUUCAAAGUACACCAAUACAAUCACGAGAUGUUCUGUGCGAGAGAGAAGCAGUUCUCGAAGCUGACUAUAUGAUUCCUGGUAAAGAAGUUCCCAAGCCAGAAUUUUGGGGUGGUUAUAUUAUUCGACCGAGAGCUGUUGAGUUUUGGCAAGGACAACGAGACCGGCUUCAUGACCGAAUUAAAUUCAGAAAGCCCAAAGAAGGUGAGGUUGCUGAUGGCAACCUCUUGCACGAAGGAGAGGAUGGAUGGGUCUUUGAAAGAUUGUCACCGUAAUAUUUUGAAACUAAUCAUGGGAGAUCAAAGGUAUAUAGAACAAAUCAAUGAAGUAAAAAUGUCUUCCCUUAAAUAAAUAGAUAUAAGUUACAAAUGAAAUAUAUUUUUAAUUAGUAUUAA
Plutella xylostella (diamondback moth) is the source of this 1040-nucleotide messenger RNA. It is a transcript of the gene Pnpo, whose product is annotated as pyridoxine 5'-phosphate oxidase. The record is from RefSeq and is a predicted model, not a curated record. Lineage: Eukaryota; Metazoa; Arthropoda; Insecta; Lepidoptera; Plutellidae. Gene Ontology annotation, biological process: pyridoxal 5'-phosphate biosynthetic process; pyridoxine biosynthetic process. Gene Ontology annotation, molecular function: FMN binding; pyridoxamine phosphate oxidase activity.